Molecule: messenger RNA, 708 nt
Organism: Cryptosporidium muris RN66
Lineage: Eukaryota; Apicomplexa; Conoidasida; Eucoccidiorida; Cryptosporidiidae
Exons: 1
Coding region: 1-708 (235 amino acids)
Biological process (GO): endonucleolytic cleavage in ITS1 to separate SSU-rRNA from 5.8S rRNA and LSU-rRNA from tricistronic rRNA transcript (SSU-rRNA, 5.8S rRNA, LSU-rRNA); endonucleolytic cleavage to generate mature 5'-end of SSU-rRNA from (SSU-rRNA, 5.8S rRNA, LSU-rRNA); endonucleolytic cleavage in 5'-ETS of tricistronic rRNA transcript (SSU-rRNA, 5.8S rRNA, LSU-rRNA)
Cellular component (GO): nucleolus
Molecular function (GO): RNA binding
Source: RefSeq, a predicted model, not a curated record
AUGAAUGAAAUAAUCAAAGAUAUUAAUAGUAAUAAGUCUCUUAAACUAACUGAUUUACAAGGGGAUAUUGGGAAUAAUUUGGGAGCAUCUAUUAAUCCCCAAUCUAUCAGUUUAACUACUAGUGAUAAUACUGGAGUUAUCUAUAUUUCUAGGAUACCUCCAGGUAUGCAACCACAUCAUAUCCGUGAGUAUAUGAGCCAGUUUGGUGAAAUAGAUAGGAUAUUUAUGUAUCCCGAAGAUAAGUCAAUAUAUGAAAAAAGAGUUAAAAUGGGUGGAUCACGUCAAAUGCGAUAUAUAGAUGGAUGGAUAGAAUUUAAGGAUAAGCAAAUAGCAAAAUCUGUUGCUAUUUCUUUAAAUAACACAAAUAUUGGUGGGAAAAAGAGACAUAAUCGAUGGAGAGAUGAUAUAUGGUGCCUUAGGUAUCUUCCAAAGUUUAAGUGGCAUAAUUUGAUUGAACAUUAUCGAUACAAGAAAGUAGUUAGGAAAGUUAAGCUACAAGCUAGACUAAACCAAGUUCAAAAAGAAAAUAAUUUUUAUAUUGAACAAGUAGAUAAAGCUAAAAGGAAAGAAAAGUUACAGAAGAUGAAUAAAUGUGAAGGAAACAGUAUAGAUAGUUCUGAUAUAAAAUACAUAUAUACUGGGGAAAUAAAAGAUAUUUCGGAAAAUAAUGAAAAAAUAAGUAAAGUUUCUCUAAGUCAUCUUUUAUAA